Messenger RNA from Coregonus sp. 'balchen', 1529 nucleotides. The record is from the annotation of a GenBank genome assembly. Lineage: Eukaryota; Metazoa; Chordata; Actinopteri; Salmoniformes; Salmonidae.
AUGGACAAUGUUAGGGCUGGUUUAUAUGCAACUCUGAUGGAUGGUAAUUUAGAGGUGGGGAGAUGCUAAUGUAACAUAUCCCAUAACAUGACAGCCUAGCUAGUGGAUGAAUACCAAUCAACUGCUCUAGCUGGGUAUUCUGCAAGCAGCCCAACGCUAAGCAGCCCAACACUAAGAACACUAAGCAGCCCAACGCUAAGCAGCCCAACACUAAGCAGCCAACACUAAGAACACUAAGCAGCCCAACAUUAAGCAGCCCAACACUAAGAACACUAAGCAGCCCAACGCUAAGCAGCCCAACACUAAGCAGCCAACACUAAGAACACUAAGCAGCCCAACAUUAAGCAGCCCAACACUAAGAACACUAAGCAGCCCAACACUAAGCAGCCCAACACUAAGAACACUAAGCAGCCCAACACUAAGCAGCCCAACGCUAAGCAGCCCAACACUAAGAACACUAAGCAGCCCAACGCUAAGCAGCCCAACACUAAGAACACUAAGCAGCCCAACACUAAGCAGCCCAACGCUAAGCAGCCCAACACUAAGCAGCCAACACUAAGAACACUAAGCAGCCCAACACUAAGAACACUAAGCAGCCCAACGCUAAGCAGCCCAACACUAGGAACACUAAGCAGCCCAACGCUAAGCAGCCCAACACUAAGAACACUAAGCAGCCCAACAAUAAGAACACUAAGCAGCCCAACGCUAAGAACACUAAGCAGCCCAACACUAAGCAGCCCAACACUAAGAACACUAAGCAGCCCAACACUAAGCAGCCCAACACUAAGAACACUAAGCAGCCCAACACUAAGAACACUAAGCAGCCCAACGCUAAGAACACUAAGCAGCCCAACACUAAGCAGCCCAACACUAAGCAGCCCAACACUAAGAACACUAAGCAGCCCAACACCAAGAACACUAAGCAGCCCAACACUAAGCAGCCCAACACUAAGAACACUAAGCAGCCCAACGCUAAGAACACUAAGCAGCCCAACACUAAGAACACUAAGCAGCCCAACACUAAGAACACUAAGCAGCCCAACACUAAGCAGCCCAACACUAAGAACACUAAGCAGCCCAACACUAAGCAGGCCAACACUAAGAACACUAAGCAGCCCAACACUAAGAACACUAAGCAGCCCAACACUAAGAACACUAAGCAGCCCAACACUAAGAACACUAAGCAGCCCAACACUAAGAACGCUAAGCAGCCCAACACUAAGAACGCUAAGCAGCCCAACACUAAGAACGCUAAGCAGCCCAACACUAAGAACACUAAGCAGGCCAACACUAAGAACACUAAGCAGCCCAACACUAAGAACACUAAGCAGCCCAACUCUAAGAACACUAAGCAGCCCAACACUAAGAACACUAAGCAGCCCAACACUAAGCAGCCAACACUAGGAACACUAAGCAGCCCAACACUAAGAACACUAAGCAGCCCAACACUGAGAACACUAAGCAGCCCAACACUAAGAACACUAAGCAGCCCAACACUAAGCAGCCCAACACUAAGCAGCCAACACUAG